This is a messenger RNA of Boleophthalmus pectinirostris (great blue-spotted mudskipper), 1802 nucleotides long. It is a transcript of the gene bmerb1, whose product is annotated as bMERB domain containing 1. Gene Ontology annotation, cellular component: microtubule cytoskeleton. The record is from RefSeq and is a predicted model, not a curated record. Gene Ontology annotation, biological process: negative regulation of microtubule depolymerization. Bases 414 to 1211 code for a protein of 265 amino acids. The transcript has 6 exons. Lineage: Eukaryota; Metazoa; Chordata; Actinopteri; Gobiiformes; Gobiidae.
CUUUUGCUGUGCAUUACAACAUUUUCAAUGCCAGUUCUGUUGAAAACAGGUUGGAAGCUGCUAGAAAGGGUUUAGUUUUACUGUAUUCGUGGGGCCCCGCCCACCAAGUCUCGCUGUAGAGGCAUAGCAGUGCAUAGGGGUGCACCAUCAGCCAUGGGGACAGUAGAGCAGCCGGUCAAAGAGUACAGAGUACUUUAUAAUAGACUCUUCGCCAUUGCCAUGUCCAUACUUUGAAGCGAUGCACUUCAUACGAGAUCAUUCGCAGCGGUAGGCGUACACGAAAGACUAGGCGACAGUCGCUGCGUAUGUUUGUGAGACGUUUCAACGGAGAAUACGUUAUGAUCGAAUUGGGCAGGAAUAAUAGGAGCUAAGUGUGUUGAGAGGUUGUUGUUUUUAUUACCGUGGUGUGUAAGAUGAUGUUUAAGACUAUCCGGCGUUUCCCAUGGGUCACAAAUGUCACCUUGUAUGGGUGCCUGUACGCCGGGGGAGACUUCAUGCACCAGAGCCUUUCCCGGAGCGACCAGAUCAACUGGACCCAAACGCGGAACGUCGCCAUAGUAGCCUUCAGUUUCCAUGGCAACUUCAACUUCUUCUGGAUGCGGUUUUUGGAGCGCACGUUCCCCGGAAACUCCGCCGGGAUGGUGCUGCGCAAGCUCGCCCUAGACCAGACCACAGCAGCGCCUCUCGCCACCAGUGUCUUCUACACAGGCCACUCGGAUGUGUCCAUGGCCGAGAGCACAAUGUCUCCAGAGGAAAUCGAAGUGGAGAUGGCUCGUAUCCAGCGCCUGAGGGAGGUCUUGGUGCGCAGGGAGUCUGAACUGCGCUUCAUGAUGGACGACAUUCAGCUUUGCAAAGACAUCAUGAGUUUGAAGCAGGAGCUGAGGCAGAUAGUGGCAGUACCAGAGAAAGAAAAGACCAAGAAGCAUCGGCAGCGGGAAGAAGAGCUGAUCCUGAAGAUCCAUAAACUGGUUCAGAAGAGGGACUUCCUGGUGGAUGAUGCGGAGGUGGAGAGACUAAGGGAGCGAGAAGAAGACAAAGAAAUGGCUGACUUUCUCAGACUGAAGCUGAUGCCGUUGGAGAACAAACUCAAAGAUCCCCCAAAGUCCAAGAGAUUAAUCCCAGAACCUCCUCCCAAUAAACCGUCCAUCACAAAAUCCGGAGUGGCCAUUAUCAAGGAUUGCUGCGGAGCGACCCAGUGUGCCAUCAUGUAACAGGACACAAGGCAACUGCAGCACUCUAUACUACCAGAGACCUCCAGUAUCUAUGCUCAAUUCAACCACACAGAGUUCUGAUAAUACUGCAUGUGUGGUACAAAACGUUCUUAGUUUGUGAAACCAUAUAAAUGUAUAGAUGCCCAUUAAGUAAUACAAGCACAAACUUAAUUUGACUAAUUUCCUUAAAUUAACCUUAAACAUUUGUUAAAAUUUUGUCUUUGAGGCAUAUCUACUAUUCAAUUUCUAUGAGAUUAAAACGUUUAAUUAAAAAGUGCUCAACUCCACCAUAUCCAAGAGAAGUCAUGGACUGAGAUUUUGAUGUCACAUUUCUUAAGUGUUACUAUUUGGCCUAUCAUUUGUUUCUCGCUCGACACCAGAAUAUAAUGCAACAGUUAUGUGCGAUGUAAAAAUGUAUAUCGCCAUGCCUUCAGUAUUUGCAUAGAGGUUGAUGUAUACAAUGAGUAAUCCACAAUGCAUUACAUUUGUUCUGCAUUUUUAAUGAUUAACUAUUGGGAAACGAAUGCACCUCUUGUAAAUGCCGUCAGUGUACGUACAUGUUUGAGUGUAUCAAGGACCAGUAGUUCAUGU